GCAGCAACAAUGACAGACCCAACGACCCAGGAGUCCUACCCUGUCCCAGACCCGACUAUUGUGGAUCCCUGCCCGGCCCCUGUGCGGAACGGCCAGUGCGCCCCGGAUGGCUUCACCAACCAUCACCAGCAAGCCAAAACCCCCAGCCAGUCUGAGACGUUCACCACGGGCCAGGAGAUGAAAAUCACAGACAGUGUAGAGGGAGAAGGUCUCCUUGAGAGCAGCAUGCGCCUGAAGCCUCACGAGGCUCAGAACUACAGGAAGAAAGCACUCUGGGUCUCCUGGGUCUCCAUCGUGGUCACUCUCAUACUGGCUGUGGCAGCUUUCACUGUAUCGUUCAUGAGACACAGUGCGUCAGCCUUCGGAUUUGCUUUUGAUGCCACGUUGGACGUCAUGUCAUCAGUCAUUGUUCUCUGGCGUUACAGCAAUGCAGCCGCCGUGCACUCUGCUCACAGAGAGUACAUAGCAUGUGUAAUCCUUGGGGUUUUGUUCGUUCUCUCCUCGCUGUGCAUUCUUGGAAAGGCCAUUCAUAAUCUAGCUACCGGGAUGCCCCCACAAGUGGAUGACUUCCUCUUCAGUGUGUCCAUAGUGAGCGGGUUCACAUGUGCUUUGUUGGCUAUAGCCAAGUUCAUGCUGGGAAGAGUGCUGACAAGCCGGGCACUUAUCACUGAUGGGUUUAACUCUCUGGUUGGUGCCAUUAUGGGAUUUUCCAUUCUGAUCAGCGCUGAAGUCUUCAAGCACCAUGCUAGUGUCUGGUUUCUGGAUGGCACCAUUGGAGUUCUCAUUGGACUCAUCAUUUUUGCAUAUGGGGUCAAGCUUUUGAAGGACAUGGUGCCCCGUGUGAGACAGACGAGGAACUACGAACGCUUUGAGUGAGAGACCCGUGUGUGCUGACCAGACGAGCAAGUUCACACAGACACACACACACACACACAUACACCUGGCUGCCUCCUGCCCUCCACCCUCUUCUCUCU
Messenger RNA from Scomber japonicus (chub mackerel), 974 nucleotides. Its product is annotated as transmembrane protein 163-like. Gene Ontology annotation, cellular component: synaptic vesicle membrane. Gene Ontology annotation, molecular function: zinc ion binding. NCBI's taxonomy places the organism in Eukaryota, Metazoa, Chordata, Actinopteri, Scombriformes, Scombridae. The record is from RefSeq and is a predicted model, not a curated record. The coding region runs from base 10 to 876 and encodes 288 amino acids. The transcript is spliced from 8 exons.